This is a messenger RNA of Funneliformis caledonium, 924 nucleotides long. The record is from the annotation of a GenBank genome assembly. Lineage: Eukaryota; Fungi; Glomeromycota; Glomeromycetes; Glomerales; Glomeraceae.
AUGACUCUAAUAAAUUUAUUAUCUGAAACUCGUAUUGGUUUUGAAACUAUCACUAAUACUUCCACUUUAACUACCAACGGGUUUGAAGAUGUUAACGUCAAGGCUUUUCGUACCCUGCUAAAUGUUAAUUAUGAUUAUGUUUGCUGGAUUAGGGAAUCUACAGAAAAAUACUGGCUAAGAAUUCUUGAUGACCGUCUUUUGAAAUUUCUUUUCUCAACAUAUUACAUAAACAGCGAACACAUUUUUGUUGUCUUUCGUCCUAAAGGACAACCUUCACCAAAUACAAGUCUUUCUGAUACAAGCUUUUCUAAUGAGGUCGAUGCUAUAGCAAGUUUUCAAGGGUUGUCACUAUCGACUGCUUCAGUAGAUAAUGAGAUAGAGCCAUUCACUCAAACUUCGCUAAAAGAAUUGAACCCUUCGGAAGUUAUGACCAUCAAAAACAUAGCGGUCAACUGGUCUUCUUUUUCAGAUUUUAUCACAUCAAAGCUCGGUGAGGGUGUAAGCUUGUUUAACAUUUCUUUGUCGGCAGAAAUGAGGAAUAGAGAGUUUGCGACAAUUCAGCUCACGCACCCAAUCUGGACUCAUUACAUUUUACGUGAAAAUAAAGGUGCCGAUGAUUUGCUUGAACUGUUUGCUUCUACCUGUGAAAAGAUAAUGAGCUACGAAAUUGAGCUGAAAAAGUUAGGAAAUCCAACUGCUAAAUUCUUCUUUUCAGAUGUGUAUUUUAGUGAAGAAGAAAUCGAAUAUCUUCUUAAUUUUCCAACUACUUCAGGACUUCCUGUUUCUAGGCUUCUUGAGGUGGCGCUGUCAGAUAAAAUGGACUCUUACCAGUUAUGUUCAUCAUAUGAUUUAGCACCCUUAUACAACAAGUAUUUAACGUGCGAAAGGGUUUUCAAAAAGAAAAAGAUUUCAAGAAUAAUUUAA